Papaver somniferum (opium poppy) is the source of this 1938-nucleotide messenger RNA. RefSeq lists its product as uncharacterized. The transcript has 8 exons. Lineage: Eukaryota; Viridiplantae; Streptophyta; Magnoliopsida; Ranunculales; Papaveraceae. The record is from RefSeq and is a predicted model, not a curated record. The coding region runs from base 1 to 1938 and encodes 645 amino acids.
AUGGUGUGGGUGCGUUUCCCAGGUUUAGGAUUAGAAUUCUGGAAUGAGAAGAUUUUAUUUACAAUCUGUAAUGAAAUUGGUACACCAAUUAAAGUUGAUAAUGCUACAGCUAGAUGUGAAGUUGGUUAUUAUGUUAAUGUAUUGGUGGAAGUAGGUUUUUCUCAACACAUUCCUAGCAAGGGCGGACCAAUAGGAUUUGAGAAGAACAAGAAUGUUGGUGAACAAGAACAUAUGGUUCCAAUAAUUCCAAAAGAGAUGAAUAUUUCAAAUCAAGAGAAAUCUAAUACAACGGAAAAGUUUAAUCCAAAAGAGAAGCCUAAUCCAAUUCCCUUUGAUAUCUGUGAUUUUCCAUCUAAAGAAGAUUCAAUAGUUAAGACUAUUCAAAACACCAUUCCAGCAAGUAAUUCUUGUGGUGAAAUUCUAUCACAACAAAGUAAAAUUAGCCCUCUGGAGAUUGAAGAUAAUGUUGAAGUGCCUGAAGCAAUUAUAAUAGAAGUACCAUCUCAAACAACAGUUGAAGCAGUGAAUUUGGAAAGUAAUAUGGUUAAAUUUGUUGAUGGAACAAAUGGAACAGUAGUGAUUACACCAGUGCAAGUUAUUUCUUGGGCCAAAGUGGUGGAGAAGAACAAAGUUAAUUCAACAUCAGAUUCUGGAAGUCCAUCUGCUCAUCUUAGUAUGGUGGAGAAAGAAAUGAACAAAAGUAUUGCUCAACCACAAGUCAUUUCAGUUUCUAGUCAAAUGAUAACAGUAAGUGUAGGUGAUGUAUUGGUGUCAGGUGUUCAUGCACAUGUCAAAGUGGUUCAAAGAAGAUUUUUGUGGUCUGAAAUGCAGCUAAGAAGUGAUCUCAACAAGCCAUGGAUAAUUCUUGGUGAUUUUAAUGCAGUAAUUGCUCAAGAAGAAAAAGUAGGUGGGAAAGCUUCUAAUAGAAAUGCAAUGUUGGAAUUCAGUGAAUGUCUUAAUCAGUGUGAAUUACUUCCAGCUCCUAAAACUGGUUUACAAUUUUCAUGGUCAAAUUGUCAACAAGGAAGUAAAAUAAUUCUCUGUGCCUUAGAUAGAGUGGUCUUCAACCAAAAAUGGUUACAACUCUAUGGAGAUUGGGGUUACAAGAUAGGUAUGAGGAUAAUAUCUGAUCAUGCUCCUCUGUUGGGAGUGUUGGGCAAAGACAAUAAUCGGGGAUCCUGCUUUUCAGUUCUUGCAAAAAUUGAAGGAAUUAAAAAAGAAGCUCUCAAUAAUUUAGUUAAGGCUCAAAAUGAACAUGCAAGUAGAGAGGUUCAAGCAAAUACAUUGUUAAGGCAGAAGUCUAGAGUUAAGUGGAUUAAGGAAAGAGAAGCCAAUACAAGUUUAUUUCAUACCAAUAUGAAGAUUAGAAACUCAAUAAAUAUGAUUUGUGAACUUGAAGAUAAAGAUGGUAAUAUGAUUGCUGAUCAAGAAAAAAUUGUAGACUUAUUGGUUAAUCACUUUCAAGAAAAAUUUCAGUAUAAACCUGUGGAAUAUACUGACAAGUUAUUAGAUGUGAUUCCUAAAGUCAUUAAUGAGGAAGAUCAAAAAAUGUUGGAGGAUAUUCCUAAAGAAGAAGAUAUUAAAGAAGUUGUUUUUGAUAUUGAUCAAGAGAAUGCUCCAGGCCCUGAUGGAUUCUCAGCAAGAAUAUCUGUUAUGGUUAAUGGUGGUCCAUGUGGAUUUUUUCCUAUGGAGAGAGGCUUGAAACAGGGAGAUCCCAUAUCUCCAAUUAUGUUUGUAAUAAUGGAGGAAGUAUUAAGCAGAAACAUUUCAGCUCUGGUGGAGAGAGGAGAGUUGCAGCCAAUGGUCACCAAAAAAGUAAUGAGGGAAAAAAGUCUCUUGAACCUUCUCAAGCUUCUAGAUUGCUACCAAGUUAGUUUAGGUCAAAUAAUUAAUAAAGCUAAAAGUAAGCUUUUUGUGGAUGAUACUGAUGAGUGCUAA